Closterium sp. NIES-65 is the source of this 1905-nucleotide messenger RNA. The record is from the annotation of a GenBank genome assembly. NCBI's taxonomy places the organism in Eukaryota, Viridiplantae, Streptophyta, Zygnematophyceae, Desmidiales, Closteriaceae.
AUGGCCUCCCGUUACCUUGUCUCUGGUCUCCCCCGGUCCCUCCCUCCCCUCUCUCCGGGGCCUGCCCUUACCUGCGUUCCCUGCGUCGAGGGGCGGCUGCGCGCCGCCCCUCACUCCUCCGAGUUUCCUUCAACAAAGGCUCCGCUUCAGACUCUUUAUAUGGACGUCUGGGGCCCCGCCCGCGUCCGUGGCCAGGGUCACGAGCGUUACUUCCUGUUGGUGGUUGACGACUACUCGCGUUACACCAUGGUGUUCCCCUUGCGCAGCAAGGGUGACGUCACUGAGCAAAAUGGGAUUGCUGAGCGCCGCAUUGGCAUGGUCAUGGACGUCUCCCGUACGUCCAUGAUCCAUGCGGCUGCUCCCUAUUUUCUGUGGCCGUUUGCGGUUCAGUACGCAGCGCAUCAGUUCAACCUUCAGCCCCGGGUCUCCUUGCCAGAAACCUCCCCCACCUUGCGGUGGACGGGGAAGGUUGGCGAUGCCUCUGCGUUUCGUGUGUGGGGAUCUCGGGCGUUUGUCCGCGACUUGUCUGCGGACAAGCUGUCCCCUCGUGCUGUUCCCUGCGUCUUCCUUGGCUUCCCCCCUGACGCGCCUGGUUGGCAGUUUUACCACCCCACCUCGCGCCGUGUUCUGUCCUCCCAGGACGUCACCUUUGACGAGUCGGUGCCUUACUACCGUGUGUCCCAGGUAGACACAGUCAAGCCUGUUGAUGUAGCUGUUGACUCUGGUGCUGCUAGGGGUGCUGAGCCUGGGGGUGUUGAGUCUGGGGGUGCGGAGCCUGGGGGUGCGGAGCUUGGGGGUGCUUGGCCUGGGGGUGCGGAGCCUGGGGGUAUGGAGCCUAGGGGUGCUGAGCCUGGGGGUGCGACGCCUGGGGGUGCUGGGUCUGCUCGUGUGGCCUCUGGUGGUGCUCGGUUUGGGGCCCCUUUGGCUGCUUCGUCGAGGCGGGAGCUACCCUCUCCACAGGAGCUGCGCGAGUGGUUUGCCCGGCGCUGGAGCCGUGCUACUGGAGCUGGAGGUGCUGCUGUUACUGCUGACCCUGGGGUCGGCACUGGAGUUACUGGAGCCACUGGUCCUGGAGGUGCUCGUACUGGCGGUACUAAAGCUGCAGGGACUUGGGGUGCUGCUGGGGCUGCUGGAGUUGGUCCUGCUGGAGGUACUGCUGGAGCUGCUGGCGGUACUGGAGCUAACGGUCCUGCUGGAGUUGGUGCUGCUCGAGCUGCUCGAGCUGCUAGAGCUGGAGCUGCUGGGGGUGUUGGCGCUGGUGGUGCUGCUGGCGGUGGUGCUUCUGAGGGUUCUGGAGUUGGCGCUGUUGGAGCUGGAGGUGAUGCUGGCGCUGGUGCUGCCGCUGGGGGUACUGGUGCUGUCCCUGCUGGUUCUGGAGGCGCUGCGCGGCAGCGGCCGUACUUCGCUCUCCUCCUUGAGCAGGUUAUUGGUCUCCCGCCCUGUACUGGUCCUGCUCCUCCCUUAAAGUGUCCACAGCCUGUCCAGUCCGAGUCACAGUUACAGCCCACCUCCCCCCUACUUGCUCCUUCUCCCUACAUUGGUCCUACUGGAGGUCUUGCUGAGCCUCGUGAGCCUGCGUCUCGUCCUGCGUUGACUGUUCGUGCUGCUCGCACUAGUAGUCGUGCUCCGCGUCCGUGUCCUCCUGCAGUCCUAGGCACACACCAGAUGGCACUACGUCCUUCCACUGCUCCCCUGCGUGUCCCGUUGCCGUCUCCUCCAGAGUCCUCUCUUCCUAUUCUUGCUGACCCGGACACGGACGUCCUUGAGGACAGGCAGGAGGAGUUCCAGUGUUUUGCUGCUGCUUUGCCUCAUCUCGUGUCCACGCUGAUUGCCCCUGAGGGAGACCCGGAUGCACCAGACAUCCCGACUCCUCGAUCGUACGCUGAGGCGAUCGAGGGUCCCUAA